CCUAAACAAGCAAAACAUUCCCAUCGAAAGCAAGUGGCCGCCACAGCAUAGGACACGUCGAUCAACUGUGCAUAUAAACAAAAACGAAAAGUAGUCGCUUCCGCUCGUUUCCACUUGUUUGGGGGGUUUUGGGCCCUUGUGUAAUCAUGUCUGGUCAGCAGUAAUAGAAGCCGUGUCAUCAAUUUUUGAUGGUUUCCCCUCUUUCCGUAGCAUCGAUUUUUGCUACCGCACAAUUUUCUGUAAAACGAGAAAGCACAAAAGCAUAAAAUAUCGUCAGAAUGGAUGAAACAGCGAUGUUGUUCGCGCUGGUUAUCGUGAUGUUGGUCGGGUCCUACCUGGCCGGAAACAUUCCCCUUAUAAUGUCACUGUCGGAGGAAAAGUUAAAGAAUGUGUCCAUAUUCGGAGCAGGUUUGCUGGUUGGUACGGCUCUGACCGUUAUUAUACCCGAAGGAAUCCGAUCUCUGUACGAUGAAAGAUCAUUAGAACAGGCAGCCAAAGGGCCCGGAACAUCAUCUGGUCUGCCGGUAGACGAGCACAAGCACGAGCACAGCAACGAUGAGCAUUCCGCUACGAUAGGCCUGUCCCUGGUGCUUGGAUUCGUGUUCAUGAUGCUCGUGGAUCAGGUGUCCUCACGGCGUACGGAAGGUUCGAGCGAACGUAAUCUUACUGCCACAAUUGGACUGGUGGUACACGCCGCUGCGGAUGGUGUGGCCCUCGGAGCGGCCGCCACCACAAGCCACUCGGAUGUGGAGAUCAUUGUGUUCCUCGCCAUUAUGUUACACAAAGCACCGGCAGCAUUCGGACUGGUGAGCUUUCUGCUACACGAGGGUGUUGAGCGAGACCGGAUUCGAAAGCACCUCCUCAUCUUUGCCCUUGCCGCACCGGCACUGACCCUUCUGACAUACUUUGGCAUCGGAAGCGAACAGAAGGAAACGCUCGAAUCGCUCAAUGCGACCGGAAUUGCAAUGCUGUUUUCGGCUGGAACCUUCCUGUAUGUGGCCACUGUGCACGUCCUGCCAGAGCUAACGCAUCGUAGUGACCAUGGACACGGGCACAGCCACGCGCAUCACCACGGAAACUACAGUUUGCUGGAGCAGCAACCACCAAGCUCAUCGGCCGCCGUCAGUGGGAAACCGUCCCCAUCGUCAGGUGGUCCGGGUGGACUGAAAAACUACGAGCUGGGUCUACUUAUACUUGGUGCUUUGGCACCAUUAUUCUUAACGCUAGGUCACCAUCACUAGUGCCGUGUGCCGGUGGAGAGUGCUCGACCUUUUAAAACAUUUGCCAAAUUCGUCAAACCGCCGUCGUUUUCGUACCAAGUCGAAAGUGGGUUCGUAAAGUAGUGGGUGCGGAAAGUGUCGCACACAAAACAUCGUGUUAGUUCGCGGCAUUUGUAAAUGUUUUGUUUCUUCUAUUGUGAUUCAUGUUUUAUUACAACUUUCAGUUCGUAAUAUUCCUCCUUCCAACAGGCAAUGUGCUAGCAAGUAUGGUAUUAGUUGUAACGACAGUAGCAAUAACUACGAGAUUGUUUGUAUAAGUGCGAAAAUUGGUUGCGUUUAGCUUCAUUUAAAGUGUCUCGUUAAACGCAUUUAUUUUUCAUUCUUCUUUCCUAAACGGGUUCGUUCGCAUAGGCUUCUGAAAUUGUAGUACUAGACGAUCAAAACAAUAACAAUCAAUAAAACAUUCGAACAAACAUUAUCAAA
Molecule: messenger RNA, 1703 nt
Organism: Anopheles funestus (African malaria mosquito)
Lineage: Eukaryota; Metazoa; Arthropoda; Insecta; Diptera; Culicidae
Gene: Zip102B
Product: zinc transporter ZIP9
Exons: 2
Coding region: 279-1241 (320 amino acids)
Biological process (GO): zinc ion transport; transmembrane transport
Cellular component (GO): membrane
Molecular function (GO): metal ion transmembrane transporter activity
Source: RefSeq, a predicted model, not a curated record